AAUUGAUGGCAUUUUCGUAAAUUAUAUGAACUUGUGGGGUGAAUUGGACAAAACCAAUUUUCAAAAAAAAAGGAGUUUAGUUUUGUGUUUGACUUUAAGUUGUAGGUCAAUUUUGCAAAAAUCCCUUAACAAUACAACUUAAGUCUCAGUGAGAUUAUCUUCACAAAUGGUUAAUCAAAAUGAAUUAAACUAAAGAAAAGAAAAGAUGAGUUGUUAAAAUUUGUUUAGCAAAAAUGUUGGAUCUGACUAUCUGAGUCUACUACUAUAUAAAAUUUUAAAGUUUGUAAAAGAUACGUAAGUUUACUAGAUUUUAAAUAAGUCAUUCCAGAAGAUUUUGAAGUCUACCGAAUAGAAUUUGAAAUCUGACAAAUAGUAUUGGAAAUUGGUGUUUUGAAAAUCUUGGUAUAAUAUUUCAGUUAUUGAUAUUUUGGAUUUAUAGCCAAUCUCCUCAACUUUUUUUUGUUAAUGGUGUUUUGCUUAUUUAAUUCUUUUUCAGACAAUUCAACAACUAUUUCAAUUGAUCAACCUAGAAUAAAGAAACUAUGUGAUCAACCUAGAAUCAACGUUAGAAAAAUGAAAGGCUGUGUAAAAACUACUAUUUGAUAUAAAUCUCUUACAUAACAAUUCAUGAAUCCGUCGAAUCUACCACAACAUGUCAACAUUGUUACAAAAAAUGCAAACAUAUAUCAAAUUAUUAUCACCGGUGUUCUAAAAUACGGUCUAGGCAUCCGCCUAGGCGACGUUUAAGCGCUAUACGAUAACCAACCGUACUGUUUUUAUGUUAUACAGUGUUUUAUGAGGAUUUAUAUAAUUCGGGCGAAUAAUAGCGUUUAGGCAGACAUAAUGUGGUCUAUACAGACGCCAGUCGGAUUUUAAGUAUUAAUAUUCAAAAAAUAAACUAUUAAUAUUAUUAUAGUUUAUUAAUGUUAUUAUUUAUAUUACCCUUAUAUGAUUGUAGAUAAUUAGUAUAAUUGUUGCAAAAAUCAUUUUAAAUUUAUCAUCUUCAUAUAUUUAAAAUGGCUUUAAUUUUUAUAAUUUAAAAGUAUUUAUAUAUGUUAAACUAUAUACUUAUACAUAAAAGUGGAUUUAAAAUAUAUUUAUGUUCAGUUUUUUCAAAAAUAAUGUAUAUAUGUUAAUCUUAUACUAUAUUUCGUGUAAAAGUAUAUAUCCGUAUAUAUCCGGUUAGGCGUCCGUUACGGCUAGGCUAACGCGUAAUGCCUACCCCGUUGUAGAACAUUGAUUAUCACAAACACAAGACCGUUAAAAUCAUAUGACAAUUAUUUAUUGAUAUACUUUGCUGCGUUUUUGUAAACGUUUCUCACACAAAUGAUUAGCUAUACCACUAUAGCUACUUACAAGCUCACUAACGUGUUGUCUUCUUGCUCUGUGCCCACCCAUUAGUCUCUCAGUAAGCAGAACCACUCACUUCCCGCCCUAUGGAUCCUAUCAUACCACAACCGUUCGGAGUCUGCCACGUGGUAGCCAUGCCUUGGCCCGGAAGAGGCCACAUCAACCCCAUGAUGAACUUCUGCAAACGCCUCCUCCUCCGAGACCCAACCCUCAUCGUCACGUUCGUCGUCACCGAAGAAUGGCUCGGCUUCAUCGGGUCCGACCCGAAGCCCUACCGUAUCCACUUCGCCACUCUCCCAAACCUCAUCCCCUCCGAGCUAGUCCGUGCCAACAACUUCACCGGCUUCAUCGACGCCAUCUACACCAACUUGGAGGAACCCUUCGAGCACUUACUCGACAGCCUCAGCUCCCCGCCUCCCACCGUAAUCAUCUCCGACACUUUCGUCCUCUGGGCAGUGAGUGUCGGCACACGGAGGAAUAUUCCGGUAGCUUCUUUCUGGACCGAGUCAGCCGCGAUCCUCUCCCUCUUCGUCCACUCCGAUCUUCUCGCAGCUCACGGCCAUUUUCCGACCGAACCAUCAGAGACGAAAGAAGACGAAGUUGUUGAUUACAUUCCCGGUUUAUCUCCGACGCGACUCCGUGACUUGCCGGAGAUCUACCACGGCUUCAGCCACCAAGUGUUCAACAAGUUUAAGCCUUGUUUCGACGAGCUCUCCAAAGCUAAGUAUCUUCUCUUCCCUUCUCCUUACGAGCUGGAACCAAAAGCUGUAGACUUUUUCACUUCCAAGUUUGAUUUCCCGGUUUACACCACCGGUCCGUUGAUACCAUUCGAAGAACUCUCCGCUGGAAAUGACGUCAUCAAACCUGAGUACAUUCAAUGGCUUGACGGGCAACCGGAAAGCUCUGUGCUUUACAUAUCUCAGGGGAGUUUUCUUUCGGUUUCGGAAGCUGAGAUGGAGGAGAUAGUGGGAGGAGUGAGAGAGAGUGGAAUCUCUUUCCUUUGGGUGGCACGUGGGGGCGAGUCCAAGCUUAAGGAGGCUCUUGAAGGUAGCCCGGGUGUUGUGGUAAGCUGGUGCGAUCAGCUGCGAGUGCUGUCCCACAAAGCUGUAGGCGGGUUUUGGACGCAUUGCGGGUUUAACUCGACGUUGGAAGGGAUAUAUUCUGGAGUACCGAUGCUGACGUUUCCGUUGUUUUGGGAUCAGUUUUUGAAUGCUAAGAUGAUUGUUGAGGAUUGGAGGGUGGGGAUGGGGAUCAAGAGCGAUAAGAAGACGGAGUUGGUAAGGAGAGACGACAUAAAGGAGUUGGUGAAGAGGUUUAUGGAUGGAGAGAGUGAAGAAGUGAGAGAGAUGAGAAGAAGGGCUUGUGAUCUUAGUGAGAUAUGUAGAGGAGCUGUUGCGGAAAGAGGUUCUUCUGAUGUUAAUAUUGACGCUUUCUUGAAAGAUAUUACCAAGAUCGUGUGAGCUUUAUGUUGCAUGUUUUAAAAUUGUGAUCUAUGAGUAUGUAUGAGUUCGUAACGACUCGAACUUUGUCGAGAUAUGUAUUAAAUUUGUAUGUAUCAUUUUUUUGGGAAAGACGGUACAGAUGACUCUAAAAUUUAUAUCAGUGCCAAGGACUAAUUACAGAAACU
Brassica rapa (field mustard) is the source of this 2977-nucleotide messenger RNA. Its product is annotated as UDP-glycosyltransferase 87A1. Gene Ontology annotation, molecular function: quercetin 3-O-glucosyltransferase activity; quercetin 7-O-glucosyltransferase activity. NCBI's taxonomy places the organism in Eukaryota, Viridiplantae, Streptophyta, Magnoliopsida, Brassicales, Brassicaceae. The record is from RefSeq and is a predicted model, not a curated record.